Ceutorhynchus assimilis (cabbage seed weevil) is the source of this 3664-nucleotide messenger RNA. The record is from the annotation of a GenBank genome assembly. Lineage: Eukaryota; Metazoa; Arthropoda; Insecta; Coleoptera; Curculionidae.
AUAACUUGAAUAAACCCUUAGCGGUGCAUACUUGAUAAAUUAAGAAACAAUAAACGAGCGGUCUUGAUAAAUUUUUUUCCGAUUCAAAGACACAAGUGACUGUGAUAAAUCGUGCCAGUUUUCUGGAAUUGUGAUCUUUUUGUCAGAGUGGUAUUAUUGAGACGACGUGAAUUAUGGAGUUGAGAUAUGGAAUGAGAAAAGGAUUAGUAUCCCUAAUGGCAAUUGGCUUGCUUAUGGUUUGUACUUCAACUCUGAUGUUCGUACAUAAUCCACUUCAAACUAUAGUAAAAUUGUUUUUAACUUUGUCAGACGGCAGCAUAUUUUAUAAACUGUGGUCAGCACCACCAUAUGUCAUCUAUUUGAAAAUUUAUGCCUUCAACAUAACAAAUUCGAAAGAGUUUAUGGCAGGCAAAGAAAAAAUGAACGUAUCCCAAAUAGGUCCGUACGUUUAUAGAGAAAUUUUAACUAACGAAAAUGCAACCUUCAACUACGAAGAUGGUACUGUCACGUACAACCCUCAUAGAGAAAUUAUUUUCGCUCCAGAAAAAUCUGUUGGUGAUCCAAAAGAUGCUUUUAUGAUGACAACGAAUAUUCCAUUAGUGGGUCUCCAAUCCUACAUUCAAGACAUGUCCUUCUUCACCAAUCUGGGAUUCGCAACAGUAGCCAGAACCCUAGGCUCAAAACCCAUAAUGAACAUCAGUGUCCACGAAUACAUGUGGGGCUACCACGACCCGCUCAUCAACUAUGCCAAUAAGUUACUACCCAAAUGGAUCGAUUUUGAUAAUUUCGGAAUAUUUGCUAGACUCAUGAGUCGUGACAAUGGUAAUACUGUAACCAUCGUCAGGGACCCUGCAAAGUUCCAUUCCGAAACUGAUUAUCUUUUGACAGAAGCCGAAAGAAUGAAUCAGUACCACGUAGCCAGCUGGAACGGAUUAGCAGGCCUUAAGGAUUGGGGCUAUGAAAACCUUGCUCCAGAAGAUAUUAAAAAGUGCGAUUUAGUUGAAGGUGCUUUUGAUGGAACAAUUUUUCCUAGGAAUAUGCCAGUGAAUAAAACUUUGAAAUUAUUCAGAAAGGCUUUCUGUCGUCCAGUUAAUCUACAUUUUGUUAGAGAUACUGUAGGCAAAGAAGGUUUCAGACAGUACGAAUACAAACUUGCUGACGAUAUGUUUGACGUUACAGAGGAAAACGAAUGCUUUUGCUAUAAGAACAAAUGCGUGAAAGGCUUCCAGAGCAUUGCGCCUUGUUACUAUGGCAUUCCUAUAACUCUAUCACAGCCUCAUUUUUAUAACGCUGAUCCGGAAAUGCUCAAAACCAUUAAUGGAUUAAAUCCAAAUAUAGAAGAGCACGGAAGUCUUUGCGCUAUUCAACCAGAUAUUGGUGCACCUUUAAGUGGGAAAAUGCGGAUACAAAUCAAUUUGGAUGUAGGGAAAACUAGAGGAAAUUCACAAACUCAAAAAUUCAACAAUUUACAAGUUCCAUUGUUUUGGGUUGAAAUUACUACGGAAGAAUUACCGACAAUAGUCACGAUAUUAUUAUAUUUAGUUUGUAAAAUUUUACCAGUGGCAUUGGAAAUUGUUAAAUAUUUGUUAGGUUUGGGUGGGCUAGCGUUAAUAUCAUGUUCAGCCCUAUAUGCUUUGUUAAAGUUUAGGGUUCGGAUUGGUAGUAUAAGUAACGCGGAGUAUUCACCUAUUCCCAUUAUUCCUCUGACCGCGGAAUUUUUGGAUAAAUGCGAAAGAAGAUUUUCGUUGAGAUGAAAUAUAUUUAUAUAGGAAUAAUUUAUGUCAAUUGCCUGAAACGACUCAGUUUUUGAUUAUGUCAUGGUUAAUUUUAAAUCUCUGAUGGGGUAAACACUGAACAUUUAUUUUCCUUUUAAAAAACUGAUGAACAUUCCUUUUUAAAAUUGUUUUAUAAACUUGAUUGAAUUUACUUAACUUAUUUUUAAGUAAAACUAAUCCAGGCUCAGAUUUUUCAGUCGUCCAACUAUAAUAACUAAAGUGUGACUGAAAAAUUCUGUAAUUUAUCUUCUAAUUGUGUUAAACAUUUUCUGGUGAAGGCAUUUUUGUUUGUAAAACUAUUCUAAUCCAGAAAAAAAAGGGUAUUUAUUUAAGGUAAUAUCCCAUGGUCGAAAAGUGAUUGCAAACUAUUUAUAAUGAAACUUGCCAAUCCUAAGUGAUAGUCGUUUUUAGUGAUAAUUUUAUUUUUGGGUGAAAUAACUUUUAGAUAUUUUUUUGAACAGCAAUAAGUGCAAAUAAUAAGAAAAUGAAACAAGCUACUUUUUCAUAUUUCUUUUUUAAAUUGCUGUUUUGUAAAUAGAGACUGAUUUAAAUAAAUUUUAUUUAUAAUUUAUGAUUAUUACGUUUCCUUGUAAAUAAAUUUUAGUUAUUUGUUGUAGACGUUGAUAGUAGAUCUAGUAGUAGUAGCUAUUUUUAUAGUUAGUCUUAAGGUUUUUUUUUUUUUGGUUUGUCUUUAUAAGAUUUGUCUUUUUUAAUAAAGCAACUUAAUUUUAAUUGUAAAUUUUUUAUUUCAAAUGGUUAAAUUUUAAUUCCUUAAGUGCAUCAAGAAAAUCAUCAACCUACCUACUUAAUAAUUAAUUCUAAAUAACAUAAAUAACGUGUAUAAAAGCUAAUAAAUGAAUAAACAUAAAACAUUAAAUACAAGAAAAAAAAAUUCUAUAGUUUCUUGAGUGAAUCUAUUAAUAUGGACAUCUCAGAACCAAUAUUGCUAACCAAACGUUGAAUUUGGGGCUUGGAAUCCAAAACUUCAAUACUCUGCGUAUAAGCAUUGUACCUUACACCAAAAGGUCUUGGAAUUGUUGCUGCAUAUUUUCUACAAUAGCAAUUUAUUCAAAAACCUGUUAAAAUUUAAAUUGGGUAACUACUUACAUCAUUUUUUCUUUGGCGUCCUCAAAACUUUCAGCAACAAAAUAUAUGGGUUGGUAUUCUGUAAUUGGAUACUUUUGGAUUGCUGUUUUGGCAGGUUCAAAUGCUCUGUAUUCUGGCUUGUCUUCCAGACAAUACUGAAGUUCACCGUAUGAUGAUAAAAGUCCAGCUCCGUAAGCUUUUAGACCGUCAGGUUCUCGGCAAACGCCAAAUUCUACUGUGAACCAGAAACACUGAAACAAAAAUUCCCUAUUUCAUUCAUGAAUUAUUAUUAUCUUGUAGAUAAAUAUUUAUUUUAGUGAAAAGUAAUCAAAACUUCAUUAAUUUAUUACGAGCAAAUCCACUUGCUCGCUUUUAUCCAUGUAAAUUGAAAUUUAAUGAUUAUUUUACUCCGCCGUUAUCAAAGUUAGAUAUUCCUAAAGCCGCACUUUUGAAAAGUAAUUUUAUUCUCUUCCUGCCGCUAUAUAAAUUUCUAAGGAAUAAUGUUUGAAUAAGGGCCAUAAAUUCAACCUUAUUCUGGAAUUUUGUUUUUUUUUUUACCGUUGCCAGUUUCUCGAUAUAAUCAUCAGGAGCACCCAAUGAGGCCAAACCAAUUUCCUGGGAAAACUGUGCAAAAUCGGGAUCAGCAAACAAAGGUGCGUGUCCAAGAAGUUCGUGGCAUACAUCAGGUUCUGGAGUGUAGAACGGUUUACUUGGAUGUCUGAUGUAUUGAGUGGAAUGGAAUACUCGAAAUGCCAAUCCAGCUAGAAAAUCUCUGGACGAAAGUAGACCGGCUACUGGACGCA